GGAAGUAUCAUCCAUCAUAAAGCAGCAGGAUCCGCGUCUCCUCAAGCAACCUCUGAUCACUGCAGAAUAAGACUAAUUAGACAGAGGGAAUGUUUUGUGAGCAGCAACAGUCUGACAAUAGAGGCAUCGUCUUCCUCCACACCGCAUGCCUCUGAAAAGACAGCUGUUGCUCGCGCGCAGUGCACGCCAAAAAACGCACACGCAAAGUCUCCCACAUAGCUCGAAAACGCAGUGUUUAUCACUUGAAUUGGACUCAGUUCCCCCUUCCGACCGCUGCUGCGUGGUUCAUUCCAGCGGCUCUGUAUCCUCAGUGCGAGGUGUGUUUCUGCUGUCAUCAACACAGAGCCAGGCGGUUCAAUCACUCCGCGAACACAACAGCAAAGUGAAUAUCGAUGGAGCAGAGAUUUUCUCCUGCAGGACUGUUUUAUGCCGAACUGUUAAUGGGAAUGCAUCAACUGCCUGCAAAAACUGUCUCUGAAUCAUCUUGGCCCUUGGCUGCGGGGCCGUGAGCAGCUACCAUGACGUACCCCAACAGCAGCAUACUGACAGCCAACUCCAGUGGAGCUUUGGACGGCCAUGACUCCGGGGGAAACAUCUACCGGCCUUUUUCUGUUUUCAGCGUACUCACUCUCACAUUACUGGCAAUGCUGGUGGUGGCUACCUUCGUGUGGAACUUGCUGGUUCUGGUGACCAUCCUGAGGGUGAGGACGUUCCACCGGGUGCCCCACAACCUUGUGGCUUCCAUGGCCAUCUCUGACGUGAUGGUGGCCGCCCUGGUCAUGCCGCUGAGCCUCGUCCACGAGCUGAAUGGCAGGCUGUGGAAACUGGGCCGCGUGCUGUGCCAGGUGUGGAUCUCCUUCGACGUGCUCUGCUGCACGGCCAGCAUCUGGAACGUGACGGCCAUUGCGCUGGACCGCUACUGGUCCAUCACCAGGCACCUCGAGUACACGCUCAAGACGCGCAAAAAGAUCUCCAAUGUGAUGAUCGCACUCACGUGGCUGCUGUCCUCUAUAAUUUCUCUAUCGCCUCUUUUUGGCUGGGGGGAGACCUACACAGAGGGGAUGAAGUGCCAGGUGAGCCAGGAGCCGUCCUACACGAUCUUCUCCACCUUCGGAGCAUUUUACCUGCCACUUUGUGUGGUGCUGUUUGUGUACUGGAAGAUCUACAAGGCUGCCAAGUUUCGGAUUGGCUCCCGCAAAACCAACACAAUAACACCCAUGGCUGAGGUAAAGGACGAAGCGCAUCAGCCACAGAUGGUGUUUACCGUGCGCCACGCCACCGUGACCUUCCAGACAGACGGGGACACAUGGCGCGAGCAGAAGGAGAAAAAGGCGGCGCUGAUGGUAGGCAUUUUGAUCGGCGUGUUUGUACUUUGCUGGAUUCCCUUCUUCAUCACCGAGCUCAUCGUCCCGCUGUGCUCCUGUGACAUCCCGCCCAUCUGGAAGAGCAUCUUCCUGUGGCUGGGAUACUCCAACUCGUUCUUUAACCCGCUCAUAUACACCGCCUUUAAUAAGAACUACAACAAUGCCCUGAGGAACCUCUUCUCCAGGCAGCGCUGAGCCACUCGGCCACGCUCAGCAAACACACUACACCAGCAUGCACCUCACAGUGUUACUCUUCCAGACAGUAAAGGACUAAGCUGUCUGUAUCCGCCACUCAGUCAUCCUUCAGAUAGAUGAGACCCAGAGACUAUGUCUGAAAAACUGUCUUUAUAAAUGUGUUGUUUUUAUUUAUGUUUUGUUCUGUUUAUUACCAUGCUGAGGUAACCUCACAGCUGGACUGAGACGGGUGUCUGAGCUACUGUCUCUACAAAGAGAGGGAAUAAAUUGGUUGUUUUGCAGCAGUAGUGGAUACGUUGCUGUCUACUUGUUGCUUUCCUUCUGACGUUUCAGGCUUAUUAGGGAGGAAGCUAUGUUAAUGCUCUCGUAAACAGUUUCAUCAUCAUAUGUGAAGCUGCUGGGAAUAAUUUCAAAGUAAAGCUGAAAGAAAUAUUCAUGAAAAAUAUUUUAGAACUGCACAAAAUUAACCUCAUAAUCAAUAAGCCAAGAACAAACUGUGGACUCUUUUGUAAACUAGACAACAAAAUACGUAACAUCACAGAUUACAUUUCACACAAAAAGAGAAAAUGGAUUUGAUUACAGAAAAAGAAUAGAGACCUCCACCUUAUAGCGAGGUAGACAUGAACUCUACGGCUUCACAUGCCAUUUAGUCAUGCACACUUUGAGAUAAAUGUGCAAUCUCUCCUGUGAUGCCUGCUAUAUAUACAGCAAUUCUCUUUGCACAUACACCUACACACUCUCAUGUCUUUUAUAAGGCAGGAAACAGCAGAACAAGUUAUUAUUUCCAUCAUCUUUGAAUAGAUGCAUUAUUGAGAAACUGCAGCCAUGAAUAAUCACAUCUCACUCAGAUAAAUAAAAAGAUACAGAAUAUAUGUGAACUGGAGUAAAGCUAUUCGAAGCACUAUCACAAAAAGAGAUUUAUGAUAGGUUAACAGGAACCAAAUGGAAAAUAAAAGACAGCUUUAUUGUAUAAAGAAGCAAAAGUGCAGAGACAAUGCAUGUUUUCAAGUAUAACUUGUGGCAUUAUAUUAAAGUAGGGGGGUUAUGGGAGUAAGAGAUGCUAAUGUUAACGAAUACAAAUAUCCCUUAAUGGGUAUAGCACACAAAAAAUGUAUGCUUCAUUUGGUCUAAUGAUGUUUUUUAUACGAUUCCCCCGUUCCCUGCACAAAUUGCCACUUUCCACCAAAUGUGUUCAACACUGUAGAAUCAGUACUUUAUUCUGUUGUGUAAUAUAUUGUAAUGUGAGGAAUCAAGCAUGAGAAACUGAUCCUUAGGAAAUUGUUGUGCUAUAUGUAAGUGACCUCCUGUUGGAGAUCAAAGUAUUAUCAAUCUAACAUCACUGUUCAGUGAAAACCAUGUAUCUCCAGAUUUGGUUUCAGAAAAACUGAAAGGUUAAGAAAAUGAUCCUAUUCUUGGGCUAAAUUAACCAUUAAAUUAGGCUAAGAUUCUUCAUGCUAAAUUUAGCAUUGCUUAAUGGUAAUGCACAGAAAGACAAUGCUACCCACGCUGAUGUUUAGCAGGUUCAACAUUUAUCAUGUUCACCUUUGUUUAGUGUGUUAGCAUGCUAACAUUUGCAGCUGAUGCAGGUGUUUGGUCAUAAACAACAAAAAAACAAACAUAAUGAUGAACGAAAAGUUAGGGGGUCAAUAAAGUUAUUACACAUCAUCCUGACGGGGACAUGAAUGUAUGUGCCGACUGACUGAUCCAAAGUCCUGCACCCUGUAGUUGCUGUUGCUUAGUUAGACCAUCGACUGUAUAAAAAAUGGUGGACGUAGUCACUGUGACGUCAAACAUUGGCCUCAAAUCCAGCAUUUUGGCCUUCAUCAUAUUGAUUUUUCGCAACCAAUGUAUGAACUAAAUGGAUUGGGAGCCAGAAUAAUACUGCGCUAGCUAGCUAGCUAGUUAGCAAGGGGCAAUCAAAAUGAACAGCCGACUCCUUAGAGUGUCUUUUAGUUCAACUGAACACUGAACUGAAGAUUUUUAAGCCACGAGACACGAGCCACGAGAUUUAUGAAGUCAAAACACACUGUGAAAGGGUAGAAGGUUCAGACAAGCUUGAAUAAAAGGGACCAUGCUAACGCUGGUUCUGUUAAGCUGCUGCUGAGUGUAUUCCUGUGUAUCAGGCGAUGUAGCAAGGACUACAGUACUUCCUGUUGGGAUGUUAGUCAUGUAUAUCCUAAUAAAUACCACCAAAAAAGUUACUUCAGGGGCAAACAGAGAUAAUGUAAAUAAAGGAAGUAAGCCUUGCUGAAGGGAAGUGGAUGGGGCAGGAUGUAGGAUCACUCAAUUCCAUGGCAAUUUCUUUUGAGUUUCACUGAAAAACACAAAUAGUGCUAGAGGAAAAGUCAGGGGAUCACCAAAGUUAUGUUUUUAUCCAUACUAAUCUAUCCAGUUUUUAGAUAGGACAUAAGAUAAACAUUGCCAUUCCUAGAGCCAUGCUGCUGGCAUUCGCUUAAAAAAAACCCCAUUGGACUAUAUUUUUAAAAAAUGCAUUGUUGCAAAGUUGACAAUGGGUGUUUUAGCUCAUGGAAAGUUGACAUUUUCGAGAUAUAUCGUUUUUCAUACAACUAAAAAUAUUACAAAAGAAUACAAUAGAAUACUAUAAAAAAUAUUUUUUUCUAUACAAUUCAGGCUACUAUCUGUGAGACAAGACCUACCUGGUCUCUACCUGACCUCAAGCUUUUACCUUGAUUUGUACUUUUACAUUAUAUUUUACUGUAUAUUAAAAACUUACAGACCUCAAAUGACAUGGUUUAUGAGCAAGUAUUUUUUUUCCGUAAGUAUAAGUAAUUCUCAAUAGUAAAAAAAAAAAAAAAGACAUUUUAAUAUACUACAUUAUUAAGGUGAACAGAGUAAUAUAAUAUUAUGAUGAAGAAACAGAAAUCUAUGUGAAAAGAAAAUGAGACCACUAGUUGCAAUGGUGGUUCUAGUGAAACAAUAUUCUGUGGUAAAUAAAAUGCAUGGAAUAUAGACAGAAACAGAAACCUUAUUAGAUAUGGUAAAAUAACCGACAGUGCUGGUAAUUUUUUAGCAUUUCUUUCAUGUAUUUAUUGCAUGACUUGGUGGUCGACUCGAGCCAUUGAUGUUCUGCAGGAUUCUCUUAUUCUAAUGACUUCUCACCGCUCUGCAGAUUGCCAGAGGAUGGUUGAUUAUUCACCCUUUGCCCCUCUUGAGUCUUGUUCUGUGUGGUGACCCAGCUCAGGAAAUGCAAAGUGUUUGCAAAAAUGUAUUGUUAGCCAUCCAUCUGUUUCCAUUUUUCAUGUUGAAAAGAGAGGAAAAAAAGUGGACAUUUACCUCCUUCAGAGGCACUUGUUUUUGAAAAUUCAUACUUGUAUUCAUACCUACAAAACAGACAUAAAAGUAGUGGAUUUUGAAUGUUUCAUCAUGUGUAAUUGUGUCAGUGUUUUUUUCAAUGUGUGCAUGUUU
This is a messenger RNA of Centropristis striata (black sea bass), 4985 nucleotides long. RefSeq names its product 5-hydroxytryptamine (serotonin) receptor 5A, genome duplicate b (gene htr5ab). Gene Ontology annotation, molecular function: G protein-coupled serotonin receptor activity. Gene Ontology annotation, biological process: adenylate cyclase-activating adrenergic receptor signaling pathway. The record is from RefSeq and is a predicted model, not a curated record. The transcript has 3 exons. The coding region runs from base 519 to 1559 and encodes 346 amino acids. Lineage: Eukaryota; Metazoa; Chordata; Actinopteri; Perciformes; Serranidae. Gene Ontology annotation, cellular component: plasma membrane.